AUGUGUAUAUCUUUGUUUCUUUGGCAAUCCCACCCACUCUACCCUUUUCUUCUUUUCAAUAACAGAGAUGAGUAUCACAAUAGGCCUACGAAGGCCGUGUCAUGGUGGGAAGGUUGUGAUAUACUGGGAGGAAGGGACGAAAUUGGAAGAGGGACAUGGUUGGCUUGUUCUAAAGUAGGAAGAGUUGCUUUUCUUACCAAUGUUUUGGAGCUUCAUACAAACCCUGAGGCUAAAAGUCGCGGAGACUUACCCGUCCUAUUUCUCAAGAGCAGCAAGAAUCCCCAGGAAUUUGCACAAAGCCUAAAAAAAGAAGCGCGUUAUUACAAUGGGUUCAACUUAAUCGUGGCUGAUAUUGUGUCGAAAUCCAUGGUGUACAUCUCCAACAGGCCCAAGGGACAACCUAUUACCAUUCAAGAGGUUCCUCCAGGGCUGCAUGUACUUUCAAAUGAUAAGUUAGAUUCACCAUGGCACAAGGCUCAGCGCCUUGAAUUCAGUUUCAAAGAGCAUCUUGCUAAAUAUGGGGAAGGUGAGAUACCUGUGAAGGAGGUAAUUAAGAAGCUAAUGAAGGACACAGUUAAAGCUGACGAAAGUGCACUACCUCAUAUAUGCUCACUUGAUUGGGAAUUCAAUCUAAGCUCCAUUUUUGUUGAAGUUGAAACACCACUUGGUCUAUAUGGCACUAGGAGCAGUGCUGCCUUAACCGUAAGAUCAAGUGGGGAAGUGAGCUUUUAUGAGCUUUAUCUCGAAAACAGCAUGUGGAAGGAGCAUGUUAUCAAUUUCCAUAUCCGAAAGUUGAAGAAAACAUAUAGGACUAUAUAG
Messenger RNA from Gastrolobium bilobum, 819 nucleotides. RefSeq lists its product as uncharacterized. Bases 1 to 819 code for a protein of 272 amino acids. Lineage: Eukaryota; Viridiplantae; Streptophyta; Magnoliopsida; Fabales; Fabaceae. The transcript is spliced from 5 exons. The record is from RefSeq and is a predicted model, not a curated record.